This is a messenger RNA of Haliotis rufescens (red abalone), 5825 nucleotides long. RefSeq lists its product as uncharacterized. Bases 6 to 1019 code for a protein of 337 amino acids. The transcript has 4 exons. Lineage: Eukaryota; Metazoa; Mollusca; Gastropoda; Lepetellida; Haliotidae. The record is from RefSeq and is a predicted model, not a curated record.
GGUAUAUGUAUACAAGGGAGGGCAUCACGCUAUACAUCUGGUAUAUGUAUACAAGGGAGGGCAUCACGCUAGACAUCUGGUAUAUUCAAGGGAGGGCAUCACCCUAUACAUCUGGUAUAUUCAAGGGAGGGCAUCACGCUAUACAUCUGGUAUAUUCAAGGGAGGGCAUCACGCUAUACAUCUGGUAUAUGUAUACAAGGGAGGGCAUCACGCUAUACAUCUGGUAUAUGUAUACAAGGGAGGGCAUCAUGCUAGACAUCUGGUAUAUUCAAGGGAGGGCAUCACGCUCUACAUCUGGUAUAUGUAUACAAGGGAGGGCAUCACGCUCUACAUCUGGUAUAUGUAUACAAGGGAGGGCAUCACGCUAUACAUCUGGUAUAUGUAUACAAGGGAGGGCAUCACGCUAUACAUCUGGUAUAUUCAAGGGAGGGCAUCACGCAAUACAUCUGGUAUAUGUAUACAGGGGAGGGCAUCACGCUAUACAUCUGGUAUAUGUAUACAAGGGAGGGCAUCACGCUAUACAUCUGGUAUAUGUAUACAAGGGAGGGCAUCAUGCUAGACAUCUGGUAUAUGUAUACAAGGGAGGGCAUCACGCUAGACAUCUGGUAUAUUCAAGGGAGGGCAUCACGCUAUACAUCUGGUAUAUGUAUACAAGGGAGGGCAUCACGCUCUACAUCUGGUAUAUGUAUACAAGGGAGGGCAUCACGCUAUACAUCUGGUAUAUGUAUACAAGGGAGGGCAUCACGCUAGACAUCUGGUAUAUGUAUACAAGGGAGGGCAUCACGCUAGACAUCUGGUAUAUGUAUACAAGGGAGGGCAUCACGCUAUACAUCUGGUAUAUGUAUACAAGGGAGGGCAUCACGCUAUACAUCUGGUAUAUGUAUACAAGGGAGGGCAUCACGCUAUACAUCUGGUAUAUUCAAGGGAGGGCAUCACGCUAUACAUCUGGUAUAUGUAUACAAGGGAGGGCAUCACGCUAUACAUCUGGUAUAUGUAUACAAGGGAGGGCAUCACGCUAGACAUCUGGUAUAUUCAAGGGAGGGCAUCACGCUAUACAUCUGGUAUAUUCAAGGGAGGGCAUCACGCUAGACAUCUGGUAUAUUCAAGGGAGGGCAUCACGCUAUACAUCUGGUAUAUUCAAGGGAGGGCAUCAUGCUAUACAUCUGGUAUAUGUAUACAAGGGAGGGCAUCACGCUAUACAUCUGGUAUAUGUAUACAAGGGAGGGCAUCACGCUAUACAUCUGGUAUAUUCAAGGGAGGGCAUCAUGCUAUACAUCUGGUAUAUGUAUACAAGGGAGGGCAUCACGCUAUACAUCUGGUAUAUGUAUACAAGGGAGGGCAUCACGCUAGACAUCUGGUAUAUGUAUACAAGGGAGGGCAUCACGCUAUACAUCUGGUAUAUGUAUACAAGGGAGGGCAUCACGCUAGACAUCUGGUAUAUGUAUACAAGGGAGGGCAUCACGCUAUACAUCUGGUAUAUGUAUACAAGGGAGGGCAUCACGCUAGACAUCUGGUAUAUGUAUACAAGGGAGGGCAUCACGCUAUACAUCUGGUAUAUGUAUACAAGGGAGGGCAUCACGCUAGACAUCUGGUAUAUGUAUACAAGGGAGGGCAUCACGCUAGACAUCUAGUAUAUGUAUACAAGGGAGGGCAUCACGCUAUACAUCUGGUAUAUGUAUACAAGGGAGGGCAUCACGCUAGACAUCUGGUAUAUGUAUACAAGGGAGGGCAUCACGCUAGACAUCUGGUAUAUGUAUACAAGGGAGGGCAUCACGCUAGACAUCUGGUAUAUGUAUACAAGGGAGGGCAUCACGCUAUACAUCUGGUAUAUGUAUACAAGGGAGGGCAUCACGCUAGACAUCUGGUAUAUGUAUACAAGGGAGGGCAUCACGCUAGACAUCUGGUAUAUGUAUACAAGGGAGCAUCACGCUAGACAUCUAGUAUAUGUAUACAAGGGAGGGCAUCACGCUAUACAUCUGGUAUAUGUAUACAAGGGAGGGCAUCACGCUAGACAUCUGGUAUAUGUAUACAAGGGAGGGCAUCACGCUAGACAUCUGGUAUAUGUAUACAAGGGAGGGCAUCACGCUAGACAUCUGGUAUAUGUAUACAAGGGAGGGCAUCACGCUAGACAUCUGGUAUAUGUAUACAAGGGAGGGCAGGUCAGGGUGUUGUGGAGAAGUACAUUCAUUCUCUGUCUGGGUAUGUUCUGGCUGUCCUUGCUGUUGAGACAUUAGUUUUGUUACCUGAUCCUGCAGAUUUAACUGUGACAUUCCUGUCUGCUGUUAUUUAGUUGUGGUUGGUGGAGCUAUUAGAAUGUUACAAUUAUUAUUGUUGCUUUGUAUUUGCAUUGUUUCAGUACCAGAAUCAUGAGCAUGACCCAGCACCGCUGAGGAGUUACAUGGGUUAAUAUAUAUACCGACUCAUUCUGUAGAGUUGAAUUAUUUCAGCAUUUUUACAACUGACAGUGAAACCUUGAGAGUAUUUGCAUGGAGAGUUUCUGGUUAUAAACAACGAAUCUGACAGUACUUGACCCACUGGGAGCUUUACUUACUGCCAAUAAAGAUCAGUGGUGAUGCUGAAGUGAAUGAUGAUUGUGGCUCAUUUCAAUGUAGGGUAUUGUACAGGUAGUUUUCUUGGACUGUUAUUACACACAACCUGUGACAGGAAGCCUUGAAGACGCCACUAGGAGCAUGACAUGCUGCCUGUUUGCUAGGGAUGUCGUAUGUCACGAUAUCGAUGUAUUGGUAUCGAUGUAUUGGUAAAUGUUGAAUAUGGAUGACGUUUCAAUACAAUUUUCUUAAUGUUGAUACUAAAUAAAUAAUUCACUGCCACAGAAAUAUUGACAUUUAUUAAGAUUUCCAUGGUUAAGAUGGACAAUGAGAAGGCAGAAAAUUUAAUUUGAAACAUUUAAUGGAUCGUCCUAGUUCAUAAUUAGCAUUGAACUUGCAGGUCCAUGCAGGUAAUUUCUAUCUAUACCCAUACAGAAUAAAUAAUUUUAUCAUUAAUCAGUAUUGUGAUACUUUUGAGUGAUAGGAUUGGCCCAGUCACCUAAAGAGCCGCAGUUUGCUGUGCAGAGUUGCAUUCUUUGGGCAUGCCCAUAACCUAUGAUCGUGGGUUGGAAUCCAGAAUCACCCUGAUUCGUUUGUCAGCACCAUGCCUGUACUGAACUGUCCAGUCACUGACACCCCUAGUUCAUGCAGCCAUCAAUUGAUGUCUUCUGAUAGUACAUUUUGAGGCCAUUCAAUACUUGAUUCAGUUACAAUGGUCUGUCCGGAGAUAUCUGUGUCAUUGUAACAGGAUGAUCAUCAGCUACACAAGUCUUGCUGUAGAUGCACCAUCCAGUAUUCAAGUGUUCCUGCUGCUACAGUCUUAAUGGCAGACUCAGUGGCUGUGCUACAGUCUUAAUGGCAGACUCAGUGGCUGUGCUACAGUCUUAAUGGCAGACUCAGUGGCCUUGCUAUUAUUGGCUGAAACCAUGUUUUAUAUCCAUACAACAUCUAUGUGUAAUAAUAGAAACACCUUUCCUGAAGAGAACCUAAUCGGUAAUGAUUUAAGUAGGUGUGAACAGGACAGUGAGAAGAAAUUAUAAAUUGUUUAUAUGAAACAUGUAUUGUUUGUGAAAGUUUAUUUACACAUUUUAAUGAAAUGUAUAGUUAAAAACGUUUUUGAUGCCAAAGUUACAAGCGUGAUAUUGCCCUGUAUAUGAAGAGUAUUAUCAUAUCUGUAGAUAUAGUAACAUCAAGACUGUCCUGAAUAUAGGGAUGUGUAUCCAGUUAAGAUGUCAGACAUUCUAAGUCUUGCAAUAUGUGUGUAUUCCUUAUCAUAUGCCAAAUAUGGUAAUGAAUGUAACAUAGUUAAAGAGAAAUGAUGCAGACAGAUGACCAGUUGAAUGAGCAGCCUGACCAUUGUGCUGAUUCUGAGGAGGGAUGGUGCUCCACGAGGUGCUGUCCACUGUCGGCAGACUCGGGGCAUAGCUUGCAGACGUCACACCAUGUUAGUUGUUUGCCCUACACGCUGGACAGUACAUUAACUUUGAAGCUAUUGCUGAAGUUUGGAGGUUAUUCAGUUGAAUCUGAAGACACCUCUCACAUUUGUUUAUCAAGUAAAAGAUGUUAUUGGGUUAAUAUUAUUGUGUUCAUCACACCUCUAGUACAAGAACGCUGACAUUAGGGAUCCAACAUAUUCAAGGUGGUUGGGGAUUUGGGGGAGGGGGAGAAUUUCUACCAGGUGUGUGUGUGUGUUGACCAGCUGUCUGCCGGAUUAGCUGCUGUAACUGUAUCUCUGUGCUGCUCCCUAAAAGUGAUUUUGUAUUUUGACUUGUCGCUACACAGAGCUAUGGACUGUGCCAUGUUUUUUUCUAAAUAGAUCUCUGCUCCAAAUCUGCAUCACACUUUAUGUGCUUCAGCAAAGUGUAUGCGUCACGAUCUUAACGACAAAUACAACAAUUCAUUUCCUAAGACACUUGCCAUCACAAAUGAGGAUAUACUAAAUGGUUCAACAAUAUAUUUACUUAUCAAGUUGAAAACCAGACUGGUAAAGACUUUUUAGUCGCUAGUGGGUCUAAAAAUCUGUAUUUUUUUAUGAUUCCAACCUGAUAAGUAUGGUACAUAGAAAUUUGCAUAAUCGAAAAAACAAGUACACAUCUUUGAAGCCAAGUGUUUUAUGAAGCAAAUCUUGUUGCAGUUUUUGUAGGAUCAUGUACAUUAUGGCAGGGUUAUGAGGGCAGUAUGUUCCAAAUUGUGAGUCUGUUUGGAAAACACUAUGGAACAGCCCUGUAGUGACAAGACAAAUCAAGGAGGCAGCACAGAGAUACAGUAGCCACAGCUAUCUUUUAGUGUUCACCUGCUGUGUUGCAGGGGUGUGCGUGUUGACAGGUGUGUUCCAGGGGUGCGUGUUGACAGCUGUGUUCCAGGGGUGCGUGUUGACCAGCUGUGUUCCAGUUGUGUGCGUGUUGACCUGCUGUGUUCCAGUUGUGUGCGUGUUGACCAGCUGUGUUCCAGGUGUGUGCGUGUUGACCAGCUGUGUUCCAGUUGUGUGCGUGUUGACCAGCUGUGUUCCAGGGUUGCUUGUUGACCAGCUGUGGUCCAGUUGUGUGUGUUGACCAGCUGUGUUCCAGGCAUGUGCGUGUUGACCUGCUGUGUUCCAGGUGUGUGCGUGUUGACCUGCUGUGUUCAGUUGUGUGUGUGUGUUGACCUGCUGUGUUCCAGUUGUAUGCGUGUUGACCAGCUGUGUUCCAGUUCUGUGCGUGUUGACCAGCUGUUUUCCCGGUGUGUGCGUGUUGACCUGCUGUGUUCCAGGUGUGUGUGUAUUGACCAGCUGGGUUCCAGGUUUGUGUGUUGAUAAGGUGUGUUCCUGGUUUGUUCCUGGUGUGUGUGUUGACCUGGUGUGUGUGUUGACUGUCUGUCCGUCAGGUGCAUGUGUUGACCAGGUGUGUGUGUGUGUGUUGACCAGGUGUGUGUGUGUUGACAGGUUUAUUCCAGGUGUGUGUGUGUGUGUUGACUGUCUGGCAGGUGCAUGUGUUGACCAGGUGUCUGCCAGGUGCAUGUGUUGACCAGGUGUGUCUGCCAGGUUUGUGUGUGUUGACAGGUUUGUUCCAGGUGUGUGUUGACUGUCUGUCUGCCAGGUGCAUGUGCUGACUAUGUGUGUCUGUUGACAAGGUGUGUGUGUGUGUGUGUGUGUGUGUGUUUGUUGAUCAGCUGUAUGCUGUUGGAUGGCAGCUGGAUUUUGCUCUCUUUUCUAAACAUUCCAUUUUCACUGCCAGAGGUGAUUGUGUCUCGCAUUAUUUUACAUAAAUGUAUCAAUAAACGUAAUACUCUUAAUAGCUU